Molecule: messenger RNA, 1938 nt
Organism: Pogonomyrmex barbatus (red harvester ant)
Lineage: Eukaryota; Metazoa; Arthropoda; Insecta; Hymenoptera; Formicidae
Product: neuropeptide CCHamide-1 receptor-like
Biological process (GO): G protein-coupled receptor signaling pathway
Cellular component (GO): plasma membrane
Molecular function (GO): neuropeptide Y receptor activity
Source: RefSeq, a predicted model, not a curated record
CGGGCCGGUGCGGUUCUUCUCUGCUUCUGAUCAUAUUACUCUCUACGUUUUUGUUCUAUUUUCGACUUUUGCUUUGAUGGCAAACAUCAAUAUUUGAUAUAUGUAACUGUCACUGGCGUUGGAACCUGCGGUUUGGACAACGGAAAAAGGAAGAUCAGAAUGCAAAGAGGGGCAUAUUCUCGUUAACAGCAAAAAAAACGUUUCAAUAGAGACAGCGGCCAUGUCGUUGUCAUAUGCGACUAGUGCCUCGCCAUCCUCCUCGAUUACUAUGUUCAUGAUAACACCACUGGCACUGAUGAUAAAUUACACGGAAGCUAAUAGCGAUUUUAUUAUUAAUAUAACGAAGAAUAACAAUAAUGAAGAAGAAGAAGAAUAUACACCAUACAGCGACCGGCCAGAGACAUAUGUCGUACCAAUAGUCUUUCUUUUAAUUCUACUAAUCGGUCUCACUGGAAAUGGCGUACUCGCUCUCACAAUCCUUCGUCAUACAAACAUGAGAAAUGUACCUAAUACGUACGUCCUUUCGCUGGCACUUGGAGAUUUACUGGUAAUAAUAACAUGUGUCCCAUUUACUUUUACCGUCUACAUUCUGGAUUCUUGGCCCUUUGGACUAAUAUUAUGCAAAUUUUCUGAGUGCGCAAAGGAUAUAUCUAUUGGAGUAUCCGUUUUCACUCUAACUGCUCUCUCAGCCGACAGAUUUUUCGCUAUCGUGGAUCCUAUGCGAAAAUUGCACGUCACAGGUAGCGGAAGACGAGCAACACGCUUCACCGUGGUUGUUGCAGUGCUGAUUUGGAUUUUGGCCAUAAUAUGCGCGAUUCCGGCUUCUUUCGCGUAUAUUAGGGUCUUCAAGGUUAAUCAGAACGUGAGCUUUUGCGCAUGCUAUCCAUUUCCUGAGGAAUUUGGAACGACCUAUCCAAAAGUGGUAUUGAUAUGUCGUUUCUUCAUCUACUACCUUAUACCUCUCAGUAUUAUUGCUGUCUUCUAUAUGUUAAUGGCCAGACAUCUUAUGCGCAGUACAAGAAAUAUACUCGGUGAAAUGCAAGGCCAGGUGAAGCAAGUACAAGCUCGUAAAAAAGUAGCAAAGAUGGUAAUGGCUUUCGUUAUUGUGUUUGCUGUUUGUUUUUUUCCACAACAUGUUUUCAUGCUGUGGUUUUAUAUUCAUCCAACUGCAGAAAAAGAUUACAACGCCUUCUGGCACUACUUUCGUAUUUUGGGUUUUUGCCUUGCUUUUACUAACAGCUGCAUCAAUCCUAUUGCUCUCUACUGCGUGAGUGGUACUUUCAGAAAGUACUUUGACAGAUACUUGUUGUGCUGCGCCACAAAGAGGAUGCAAAGACGGCAUCGACGAUCGUCAGAUCUAAGUUCGCGCGGGCGAGGACAAAGCUUUUCACUUAUCAGUUCGAGAAAGUACUUGGGCGACUCUCGUCGAGAACAUCGGAGUGUGAUGCGUCUCUCUAUCAUGGCAGGCGAUGUGCGACCCACAACUCCGAUUAAAGAGCAAGAAACUACUAUCACUCUGUCGGCGUAUCCAAACGGCAUUGAUGAGUCGUCAAAAAAUCAACGAAGCUUGGCAGAACCAACCGUGCGCGAUCGAUUAGUUACCUCGUAAAAUAUACAUAUAUAUAAACAUUACACUUCUUACUAUCCAUUAUAUAAAAUAAUUUUUGUGUUAUUUGACAUUGAUUCAACUCAUAUUUUGAUGAGAUCUUUUUAUAAUUCAAGCUUUAAACUAUUCAAUUAUUGAUAUAUUUAAUCAAAACAAUUAAAAGAAAAGAUAGUGAAAUUCUUAUUCACCAAUUGUGCAAAUUAUUAGAUUACUUAAUUAUUAUAUUAAGAUGAUUAUUUCUUAAUUUCUUGCAGUUUGAGACAAUGAAACCACGCCAAUAAAUUUUCAUUUUCUCAACAUUUUUACAAUUAUAUUUAGUCAUGUAUAAAGAA